AUGUCUGAUACAGCUGACGAUUAUUCAUAUGACUACGAAUAUCUUUUCAAAAUCGUGUUGAUUGGAGAUUCAAGCGUUGGUAAGACAAAUCUUUUGUCUCGUUUCACCAGAGAUGAGUUCAAUCCUGAUUCUAGAGCCACUAUUGGCGUUGAGUUUGCCACUAGAACGUUGGAGAUUAAUGGAAAGAGAAUCAAGGCACAGAUCUGGGAUACUGCUGGACAAGAGAGGUACAGGGCCAUUACUGCUGCCUAUUAUAGAGGAGCAGUUGGUGCAUUGGUAGUGUACGAUAUCUCCAACUCUGAUUCAUAUGAAUCUGUUUCUAGGUGGUUGAAAGAGAUGAAGGAGCAUGCAGAUGCUAACAUAGUGAUAGCGCUUGUGGGUAACAAGUCCGAUUUGGAACAUUUGAGAGCGGUUCCAACUGAGGAGGCCAAAAACUUCGCCGCUGAGCAUAACUUGUUGUUUACUGAGGCCUCUGCUUUAAAUGCAGACAACGUCGAGUUUACCUUUCAUCAGUUGAUAAAGAGCAUAUAUGAGAUGGUGUCGAAGAGGAAGUUCGACAUGGACGGCGCUGAAGGUUCUGGCAACCGAGAUUUGAACAGUAAGACAAUCACUCUAACGCCUGCACCAAAGGAUAAAAAGGUCUCUAAGAACUCCAACUGCUGCUGA
Molecule: messenger RNA, 666 nt
Organism: Brettanomyces nanus
Lineage: Eukaryota; Fungi; Ascomycota; Pichiomycetes; Pichiales; Pichiaceae
Gene: YPT32
Product: Rab GTPase ypt32
Exons: 1
Coding region: 1-666 (221 amino acids)
Biological process (GO): exocytosis
Cellular component (GO): recycling endosome
Molecular function (GO): GTPase activity; GTP binding
Source: RefSeq, a predicted model, not a curated record